AUGUCCCCCGGCCAUUGUGCCGGCUGCUGUCGUUUUCGCGCCAACAGUCGUCGGCACACCUGCGAAUUUUGUGGUGCCUCCCGUUGCUGUGGCACCUCCAGUUGUUGGAGCACCUGCAGUUGUUGUUGCAACUUUGUUUAUUGUCUCCAUUCUGAUUGUUGUGCCUCUGGUUGUUGUUGCUGCUCCAGUUGUGGCACCUCUGAUUGUUUUUGCACCUCCAGUUGUUGUGGCUGUGGUUGUAGUUUCAACCUCUGUUGUCGUCGCACCUCUAGUCAUUGUUGUGUCUCUGAUCAGUGUUGGUUCUCUAGUUGUCUCCACUCCGGUUGCUGUCAUAAAUGCGGUUAUUGUGGUACCUGGUGUCAUUGUUGUGCCUCUUGUAGUGGUUGCUGCUUCAGUAGUUGUGGCACCUCUAAUUGUUGUUGUGGGUUCAGUUGUAGUUGCAGCUUCUGUUGUUGUUGCACCUCCUGUCCUUGUUGUGCCUCUUGUAGUGGUUGCUGCUUCAGUAGUUGUGGCACCUCUAAUUGUUGUUGUGGGUUCAGUUCUAGUUGCAGCUUCUGUUGUUGUUGCACCUCCUGUCCUUGUUGUGCCUCCGGUUAUUGUUGGACCUCCAGUUGUUGUUGUGGCUCCGGUUGUAAUUGCAGCUUCUCCUGUUGUGGCACCUCCUGUUGUUGUGGCAUCUGCUGCAAUUGUUGUGCCUUCUGUUAUGAUUGCUCCUCCAGUUGUUGUCUCUACUCCAAUUGCUAUGGCUUCCGCUGUCAUUGUUGUGGCUCCGGUUGUGGUUGGUGCUCCAGUUGUUGUGGAACCUCUGAUUGUUGUUGGCCCUCGAGUUGUUGUUGUGGGUCCGGUUGUGGUUGCAGCUUCUCUUGUUGUCGCACCUCCUGUUCUUGUUCUGUCUCCGGUUGUUGUUGAUACUCCAGUUGUUGUCUCUACUCUGUGCACACCUGCAGUUGUUGUGGGACCUGCUGUCAUUGUUGUGCCUCUGGUAAUGGUUGCUGCUCCAG
This is a messenger RNA of Syngnathoides biaculeatus (alligator pipefish), 1001 nucleotides long. RefSeq names its product keratin-associated protein 5-4. Lineage: Eukaryota; Metazoa; Chordata; Actinopteri; Syngnathiformes; Syngnathidae. The transcript has 2 exons. Bases 1 to 909 code for a protein of 302 amino acids. The record is from RefSeq and is a predicted model, not a curated record.